This is a messenger RNA of Nicotiana tabacum (common tobacco), 1823 nucleotides long. NCBI's taxonomy places the organism in Eukaryota, Viridiplantae, Streptophyta, Magnoliopsida, Solanales, Solanaceae. The record is from RefSeq and is a predicted model, not a curated record.
ACCUUUCCAUAAACUAUUUCCUUUCUUUGCUCCUAGAAAGUUUUACUCCAGUUUAAGCCUCCAAUGGAAGGCCUAAUACCUAAACAUAUCCAAGAAUAAGAACUUUUUGCAUCUGAUCUGCAGGAUCAAUCAUAAGACCUCGUAUCAGUUUCUCUCUCUGUCUCUCUCUUUCCCCUCUCUCAACAAUAAUAAAUAGGGGGAAGGAAAAAUAAAAAACCCAACGUAAACAGUUGUGUGUGUAUCAAUGGCUUCAACUGAUCAAGAUUUACCAGAAGGAACAGUAAAGAAUGUGCUAGACCAAGAUACCUUGAAGUGGGUAUUUGUAGGUGGAAAAGGUGGUGUUGGGAAAACAACAUGCAGUUCCAUAUUGGGUAUUUUACUUUCACAGGUCAGAUCCUCAGUUCUCAUCAUAUCCACUGACCCUGCUCACAAUCUCAGUGAUGCUUUUCAACAGCGGUUUACAAAGGCUCCUACCCUUGUUAAUGGUUUCACCAAUUUGUAUGCCAUGGAAGUUGAUCCAACCGUGGAGAAUGAAGACACAAUUGGUUCAGAUGGAAUGGACGAUUUUCUGUCUGAUUUGGCGAAUGCAAUUCCUGGAAUUGAUGAAGCUAUGAGUUUCGCUGAGAUGCUCAAAAUUGAGGAAAAGGAAGGGCGAGGAAGGGGAUUGCUAUGCUACCAGAUUUCUCGAAGAAAGAAGUGGUUGACAAAGUGGGGAACAUGUAACCAACGACUUUUUCGAGUUCAUGCAAAACUGUUGCUAUCAUUGAUUUGGCACUCUGAGUUCCUGGCCUUUCAAACAGUCCAUAAUAUGCUCAUGAGAGUUGUAAUCCAGAGGGCUUUAAGAUGUCUUGUUAACUUCAGCCGUUGCCAGCUGAUUAUAGCUUCUUUCAAGCCUCAAGUUCUUGACACUCAGUCCCCUUUUUCUUCUGAUGCUGGUACUCUUGACUAUUUCAACCAAUAUUUGGAAUGGUUUAAUGAUAUUGAACUAGUGUUCGGAGUCUGCGCUGGAAAAUCUUGGGGAUUAAACUCUCUUUCACUUGCUUAUGAGGCGGAUAAAGAUAUUAAGGGAAUCUUCUUUUUGGACCUUGGAAAACUGGCGAAAAGUUUGAAUAAGCAGCAUCAACAAAAUCAGGAAGCUGUGUUUCUUUACGACACAACGCAUAUUUUCUCCUUGCCUUUUAGUUUUAAUUGUGGAGGUGGAGUAGUCUGUUGCUGUUACCUGGACUUGACGACAUUCGUUUGUGUUUGCAUUCCUGAAUUCCUCUCUCUAUAUGAGACUGAAAGACUUGUUCAGGAACUCACUAAAUUCGAGAUUGAUACACAUAACAUUAUAAUUAAUCAAGUGCUUUUCGAUGAAGAAGUUGUUGAAUCGAAGCUGCUAAAGGCUAGGAUGCGGAUGCAACAAAAGUACUUGGACCAAUUCUACAUGUUAUAUGACGACUUCAAUAUUACCAAGUUGCCUUUGCUACCACAAGAGGUUUGUGGUGUUGAAGCUCUGAAAGCAUUUUCACAUCGCUUUCUGACACCGUAUCAACCUUCUCUCAUACGAGGUUCAGUGGAAGAGCUGGAAAUGAGAAUAGCCACAUUGAAAGAACAAUUGAAAGAUUCUGAAGAAGAAUUAGAAAAACUUAGAGCUGGCCAACAACAAGGUAUAAUGUAGAAAGCACUUACUGGAUGGAGGCCAUUUUGUUGCCUUCAAUUUUUUUCAUCUUACUUUUUCUUAGGAAACAACAUCAUCUGAAAAGUCUUUUUUGUUUGGAGAGAUCCAUUUUGUAGAAUAUUUUUUCAUUCUUUUAAAGUGAAGUUAUUUUGUACCUUCAAUA